AUGGACGUACAUGGUGAUAACAGGAAUGUAAAAUCCAGUCUAGCGUCAGACGUAGGACCACCGGCUUCAGCUACUGUAACCUUGCAGGUUGAACGAUUGAAUGGGACACAGCACGGAAGCUCCCAAACUCUAUUCAACAUCACGCCUGAUGUAUAUGGUACAUUUAGAGCUGAUAUUGACGCACAAGCACCUGUUUUAGCACCAGCGGCACCUGCUUCUCCACCUGCACCAGAACAAGAGGCAAGACUAGUUGCUGAUACUGUCAGAGUUGGAGAAUGUCCUGGUGCUACCAGCGACGAGGCUAUGGACCUUGAUGGUGGCGGUACCCCGUGCCUUGACGACGACACGCAACCAAUAGAAGGCGACUCGAUCUCUCAGGCAUCGUUCAUGGUGAAUGGGAGAGUAUGA
This is a messenger RNA of Sphaeroforma arctica JP610, 408 nucleotides long. RefSeq lists its product as hypothetical. The record is from RefSeq and is a predicted model, not a curated record. Lineage: Eukaryota; Ichthyosporea; Ichthyophonida. Bases 1 to 408 code for a protein of 135 amino acids. The transcript has a single exon.